CUAUCCCUCAUACCUCUCUUCCAAUCCUCUCCUAACCAAAUACUCUCAAUUAGCUUUUUGUAAAAGUCAAACCUCUAAUUUAUUAAAAAAAAACUCUUCCGCAACCCCACCCACCACUCCUGCCCAAACACCCAUAUGGCCAUAUUGGUUUUCCGCCAAAAGUCCUACAAAAUCCUCCAGUCUUUAGCAUUUCCCGCCAGAUUGCCGGAAAUGAGAGGGGAGCUCGCUCUGUAGUCAGUCAGUUAAGCAGUUACGCUACUCAAUACUGAUACCUACGGAGGUUGGAGAGACAGAGUUGCAUACUCGCAUGGACGGCGGUGGCGGCGAAAGCAUAGUAAUGACAAUGAUGCAAAGGCCUUCCGCAGCAGAGCCAUGUUGCGAUCUCUUGCACAUAUGGCCUAUAUAUUUCCCCCAAAUUGAGCUCUCCUUUCAAGAUUGGAGAUACAUACUCAUCUCUAAGCUUGUGUGCUUCUUCGCUACUCCUCGCGGCAACCAUCUUGUUUCUCAGGUAAAGCAUGAAGAUGACACGUUUUCUUUACAACUCAACUUUCAAGAGUUCAGAAAGAUAUGUGAUCUCGAGUGUUUCUAUGUUAAUUUGGAAGACUAUCCCAAAGAAGCUCUUCUAUGCAUGGGUGCUGCCAUUCAUAAGGUUACAUCUUUCCAAGAGAAAAGCAAGUUAGAAUCUCAUGGGAAAAUAAAUAUCCGGCUUCAUAACUACCCUGAAUCACUGAUUGCUUUGAGGAACCUAAAAGCAGCUUAUAUUGACAGGCUGGUAUCUGUGCGUGGUACUGCUGUAAAGGUCAGCACCGUUAGACCACUGGUGAUGCAGAUGACCUUCAAAUGCAUACAGUGUGGAGCUGACAUAAUACGUUUUUUCCCUGAUGGGAAAUAUUCUCCCCCGGCAACUUGUAUUAUGCGUUGCUGCAAAGGAAAAACGUUUGUGCCAAUUAGGCCUACUGCACAGUCCAUUGAUUUUCAGAAAAUAAGAUUGCAGGAGCUUCUGAAACCCGAAAAUCACGAAGAAGGCCGGGUCCCUCGCACAGUAGAAUGUGAACUUACUGAAGAUCUUGUUGAUGUUUGUAUCCCUGGUGAUGUGGUGACAGUUACUGGAAUUAUAAGGCAAAUUAACAAUUACAUGGACCUUGGAGGAGGUAAAUCAAAAAGCAAGCAUCAAGGAUUAUACUAUUUAUAUCUGGAAGCAGUCUCUGUAACAAAUUCCAAAUCACUGUCUAUUCCAGAAGAUUCUGAGUACACUACUGCUGAUGCUAGAGCAACUGAGAUGUCUGACUUAUUUUCAUUUUCGCCAAGGGAUUUGGAAUUCAUUGUGAAGUUUAAUGAGGAACAUGGUCCAGACGUCUUCCGUCAAAUGAUUCAGUCUAUCUGUCCAUCUAUAUAUGGUCACGAACUUGUUAAGGCGGGAAUAACUUUGGCUCUCUUUGGUGGGGUGCGCAAACAUUCCAUGGAUCAGAAUAAGGUACCUGUCAGAGGAGAUAUUCAUGUGAUUAUAGUUGGUGAUCCUGGAUUGGGAAAGAGCCAAUUACUUCAAGCUGCAGCUGCUGUUUCUCCACGUGGUAUUUAUGUGUGUGGAAAUGCUACCACUAAUGCUGGCCUUACUGUAGCUGUUGUAAAGGACCGCAUGACAAGUGACUAUGCUUUUGAGGCUGGCGCUGUUGUCCUGGCAGACCGCGGCCUGUGUUGCAUUGAUGAAUUUGACAAGAUGUCUGCAGAACAUCAGGCUCUCUUAGAAGCAAUGGAGCAACAGUGUGUCUCUGUUGCGAAAGCGGGACUUGUGGCGAGUCUGUCAGCACGCACUUCUAUUUUAGCUGCAGCAAACCCUGUUGGUGGCCAUUACAACCGCGCUAAAACAGUGAACGAAAACUUGAAGAUGAGUUCCCCCCUGCUUUCACGGUUUGAUUUGGUUUUCAUAUUGCUGGAUAGACCCGAUGAACAUAUGGAUAAACGGCUUUCUGAGCACAUUAUGGCUCUUCAUUCUGGGUAUGGAGAUAGUUCCUCCACAGUCAAGAAACUUUGUAGAGCACCACAGAAUAUUGGACGAACUGAUGUUAGUGCAACAAGUGAGUCCUUGGUAUCAAGGCUGAGACUCGAUGCUAGGAAGGAUAGUGAAUUUGUCCCACUACCUGCUCCUCUUAUACGAAAAUAUAUUGCUUAUGCAAGAGCUUUUGUCUUUCCAAAGAUGUCCAGGUCCGCAGCAGAUAUCCUGCAGAAUUUCUAUUUGCGGUUGAGAGAUCGUAACACUUCAGCUGAUGGUACCCCCAUAACUGCAAGGCAGCUAGAAAGUCUAGUAAGGCUGGCAGAGGCUCGUGCUAGGGUAGACUUAAGGGAUGAAAUAACUGAUCAAGAUGCUUUGGAUGCUGUUGAAAUCAUGAAAGAAUCCCUGUAUGAUAAGUAUGUUGAUGAGCAUGGAGUUAUUGAUUUUGCGCGUAGUGGAGGCAUGAGUCAACAGAAGGAGGCAAAGCGAUUGUUAAGUGCUCUCAAUAAGCAAUCAGAGUUGAACCAGAAAGAUUGUUUUUCAAUAUCUGAAAUAUAUGGUUUGGCAGAUAAGAUUGGUCUCAGAGUUCCAGAUAUCGAUGUAUUUGUUGAUAAUUUGAAUAGUGUUGGUUUUCUAAUUAAAAAGGGACCCAGAACAUAUCAGUUGCCAUCAUCAUCUUACACAAGGAGUCAGACGUCAAGGUCCAGGGUCUAGACAUGGACAGAAGGAUAUCAUUGCAGAUUGUCUUCAAGAUGGUAGUUUUGGUGAUGUCAUUUUAGAGUCGCAUGUCAUAGAAAAGUGAUAGCCUUGUAUAAAUAGAAGGCUCACUGGUAUCAACAAAUUUAUACAUGUACAAAUUUUGUUUGAAUCAAACUACAGCUACUUGUAUUUUGUGAAUAAACUAGUAUUUGGUCCCGGCAUUGCAAGGCUUCGGGAACUAACCUUGAGUCCUUGUGAAUUGUGAUCAAUGAUGGUUAGCAUGAGCCUCAUUCUCUAUUCAA
Messenger RNA from Spinacia oleracea (spinach), 2991 nucleotides. Its product is annotated as probable DNA helicase MCM8. The transcript is spliced from 17 exons. Lineage: Eukaryota; Viridiplantae; Streptophyta; Magnoliopsida; Caryophyllales; Amaranthaceae. Gene Ontology annotation, molecular function: ATP binding; single-stranded DNA binding; single-stranded DNA helicase activity. The coding region runs from base 308 to 2704 and encodes 798 amino acids. Gene Ontology annotation, cellular component: nucleus; MCM complex. The record is from RefSeq and is a predicted model, not a curated record.